Chlamydomonas reinhardtii is the source of this 7064-nucleotide messenger RNA. RefSeq lists its product as uncharacterized. The transcript has 18 exons. Gene Ontology annotation, molecular function: protein binding; calcium ion binding. The record is from RefSeq and is a predicted model, not a curated record. The coding region runs from base 438 to 6947 and encodes 2169 amino acids. NCBI's taxonomy places the organism in Eukaryota, Viridiplantae, Chlorophyta, Chlorophyceae, Chlamydomonadales, Chlamydomonadaceae.
GUAUACUAGUUACAACACACUUGGACUUGACGACAUAGUUGGCGCUACAAGCAACACCGGACGUUCAUAUUGACCAGUUGACUUUACCUAUGCAUACGCGCUUUGUUUUUGCUGCAACUGUGGUAGUGGAAAUAUAUUAAAGCAAGCCGGAAGCUGAUUAAUCCAGUGCGGAAUGCAAAAUGCGGGCAUCGGACUAGGGCUAGACUGCGACCUGGUGUUACGAACUCAACGGUCUGGACCUUACUUGCAUUGAACGUGAAAGCCCUGCGGGUAGGGGGAACUUCGCGUGCCCUGGCGGGUUGGCUCGGGCUCGUCCCAGUGGACGCCCCAGCUUCCCUCUCCGGCUUACCGUUUCCCGCAGCCAGCAAUCGCCGGUCUCUUCUGAGCCCCGACUUCUAACUCAGAGGGGUGCUCGGUCUGGAAGUGCAGCCAGUACCAUGGCUGCGAACAUAGGGCCAAACCCGGAGUGCCCGUCUUUCAUGCGAUGGCCGGGAGUGGCUGCACACCAGCGGCAGCGCCAGGCGCCCGAGCGGCCCGCGACCCCGGUGCGCCUGGGCCAAGGCCUCAUGGCCACAGUGCCUGCGGAGCUGCGGGAGCCGCUGGAAGACCCACUCGCUACCUCGCGCAUGGGCGUCACGCUGGCGGGCCUGCGCCGCAUUCGCGCCGCACUGCUGGCCCACUUCGGCGCCCCGCGCUUCGCGCACCUGUCCACCGCGGAGGUCAACUCGCUGUGGGUGCAGCCGCUGACGCGCGCGCGGCGCUGCCGGCUGCUGGAGCUGCCGCCGCCCGAGGGCCCGGUGCUGCCGGGUGAUGUGGCACAGCCCAUGUACUUCAUCAGCCAUGCGUGGAAGAACCGCGCCUGCCGGCUGUUCGACUACGUGCUGUCCUUCCUGGAGGACGCCGGCGACGACGUGGCGGUGUGGAUUGACAUCCUGGCGGUCACGCAGCACGCCGACAGCCCGCAGCAGCGGCACGACGUGUCCGCCGCCGCCUUCGCCGCCACUGUGGCGGGCUGCGGCGGCGGCACGCUGGUGGUCCUGGACCGCGAGAUGACCAGCCCCGCCACCCGCGGCUGGUGCAUCUUCGAAUGGGCCAGCACGCUGUCUGUGCACGGGUCCGACGGUUUCCACAUGCAGCUGGCCCCCGCGGAUCGACACCACGUGUUUGGAUCCAUUGCGGUGCGCAGCGCCGAGUGCUUCAAGCAGGCCGACAAGGACAUGAUCCUGGGCCUGGUGGAGGAGCGCUACGGCUCCUGUGACCUGUUUGACGCCAAGCUGCGGCUGCAGGUGCUACUGGAGCCGCUGAGCUACCGGGUGGACGUGCGCAAGCUGGCGGCCCGGGCCGGCGGCACACACUGGCACUGGGAGCCGCUGCGCCGCUGGCUGGAGGCGGGCGGUGGCCCCAGCGUCGGCGAUGGAAGCAGCAGCGGUAGCAGUCGGCUGCUGUGUGUGGUGGGCGGCGCGGGCGAGGGCAAGAGCACAGUGUCAGCGCAGCUGGCGGCGGCCGCGGCUGGCGGGAGUAGUGCCGAGGGUGUGGAGGACAGCAGUGCGGGCCAGCGUGGAAGUCUGCUGCCCCCAGGGUGCGCGGUGGCCUACCACUUCCUCAAGUACAGCGAUGCGCGGCGGCUGGAUCCCGUCCGCAUGAUCAAGUCCAUCGCCUUCCAGCUGGCAGAGAAGCUACCGGAGGUUCGUGCUGUACUCCUGGGGCUAGACGUGAAGGCGGUGGCGGCCCUUCAAGAGCCGGAGAAGGCCUUUCAGAUGCUGCUGCUACAGCCGCUCGUGGCCUUUCAGGGCGCGCUGCUGCAGGGCCGCGCCUCCACCUCGCAGCCCAUCCUCAUCCUGAUCGACGCCCUGGAUGAGGCAGAUCCACUGGAGCAGCAGCUGGCAGCCAUUGCUGCUACAGCCGCUACUGCCGCGGCGGCUGGCGCAAACGGCAGUAGCACGAGCAGUGGCGGUGGCCGUGGCUCGGGAGAGCCGGGGGUAUCGUGCCCCACUGUGUGCGGAAACAAGGCACUCGAGGUGCUCACCACGCUACUGCCGCGGCUGCCGAGCUGCGUCCGCUUCAUGGCCACCACCCGCCCCGACGCAGCGACCGGCCAAGUGCUGCCAGCGCUGCACCGUGCUUUCGGCGGCGCCGUGACGCUGCUACAGCCGUCGGCGCUGCGCGCCCCGGCCACCGGCAGUAGCAGCUCGGAGGCUGCUGGAGGCGUCAUGGUGUACUACACAAUCGCCUCGGCAGUAGCCGGGGGCGGCACGGAUGCUGAGCAGCUGCUACUGCCGGGGGGGCGGGCGCCGAUGUUGUCGGACGCACACGCCCUGUUGCGGCGUGUGUUUGAGGCUGCGUAUGCGCGGCUGGAGGGCGGCGGCGUCCAAGGCAGUAGCAGCAGCAACGGCUGGCGGGCGCAGUCGGCGAACGUGACGGCGACGCAGGUCACGGAGCUCAUUGCGGUGAUCAUGGCGGCGAAAGAGCCGCUGUCUCACUCGCUGGUGCAGCAGCUGGGUCUGGGCGGCGCCGUGCCCGCGCUGCCCGGCCACCCGGUGCUGUUCGGCGUAGAGGACCACCACCUGCACAUGGUGCACAAGACGCUGGGCGAGUGGCUGUUGAACCCCAGUGCCAGCGGCGCCUUCGCCGUGUGCCUCGCAGCCGGGCACGCCCGCCUGGGACUACAUCUCGCACGGCUGUGGCAGCGCCACUCCCAGGCCCCCGCCGAGGCCUCCAAGGCCCCGGCUACAGCCCCCACCGGCAGUAGCACCGGCACCGGCGAAACCGAAGCGACAGUAGCACUGUUCGGCGCGUCCAGCAGCUCUCUGCGUUACACGCUCAAGUAUGCGGCGGCACACCUAGUGGCUGCAGCCAACGCGGCUGCUACAGCCGCCACCACUGCCGCCGGUGAGGACACUGCCGGUGCUACAGCCGGCGGCCAGCAGCAGUGCCGCCUGGCGCUGGAGGUGCUGGUGGGGGAUUUUGGGUUCCUGCGGGCGGUGGUGGCGGCGGGCUGCGCGCCCGACCUCAUCGGUGCGUUGGCCGCGCUGGCCGCCCCCAGCCCGCUGUGCCACGACGUGCUGAGAUGGCUGCGGGCGGAGCAGGACAGGCUGCAGGCCCUGGCAGCAGCCGCGGAGGCAGCUGGAUCUGGAUCCGGGGGUGCCGGCGCGGUGGAUCCUGAUGCUGGAUCCUCUGGAUCCUCCUGGGUCGUGGGCCAGGUACUGGCCACCACGCCCAUCUCCUGCGCGCUGCACCGGCUGGCGGCGGCGGCGUACCGCGGCCACGACUGGCGCUGCGUGUCUGUGCUGCCGAGGUCGCUGCAGUCCUGGCCGCCGUGCAUGGCCGUGCUGCAGGCCAACGACGCCAGCAGCCAACCGCGCCGCAGCGGGCCCCCUGCCGGGCCGCCGACUGCAAGCCCUGGGCUGGAGUGCGUCCAGUGGAGCCCAGACGGCAAGCAGUUGGCAACCGCGGGUAACGGCGGCGACGUGCGUGUGUGGGACGCCGCCACGGGGCGCCAGCUGGCAGCGCUGCGGCCGCACCACGGCGGCGGCUCCAUCAGGGGCUUGUCGUACUGCCGGGCGGGCGGUCGCCAGAUCGCACUCACCACCAGCCGGAUCGCCCUGAUUCUGGACACAGCCACGGGCGGGGAGGUGGCCCAGCUGACGGAGCAGGGCGCAGCCAGCAGCCCCCAGGCCGCAGACCCACACCUCGGCUUCAACGGCGGCACCGCCAUCGCCUACAGCGCCGACGGGCGGUUGAUCGCACUGGUCGAAGACAACAGCGCGAAGCGGCAGCUGAGCCUUUGGGAGGUGACGGAGUCACCUGCCUCCGCGUCCUCCGCUUCCGUGGCAGUCGCACAACAGCUUCAACAUGGCAGUAGCAGCACCAGCACAGGCAGUAGCAGUGGGAGCCAGCAGCAGGUGCGGGUGCGCAGGCUGGCGCGGCUGCCCGGCUACCGCUGCGCCGCCUUCAGCCCGGACGGCCGGAGGCUGGUGGCGAACAACGGCGAGCUGGGCGAAAUGAACGGCACCGGGGACCGCAGCCUGGUCGUGUACGACGUGGAAGAACUCCGGCGUCGUGCUGACGCGCCUCCGGUCACGCCCGCGCCCGCCCCCGCCGCCGCUGGUGCUGCUGCUGCGGGCGGCAGCGGCCUGGGACCCUGGAGCCUGGAGCCGCUGAAUUGGGAGGGGCGGCGGUACCUGCUGCACAGGGCCAGCGGCGCCGUGUAUGCGGGCUACAUGGGACCUGACACCUACCCCCAGCUGCUGGGGCGCUGGCGGCAGCCGGAGACACGCCUGGAGGGGCUGGGUGGAUCCGGGGCUGCGGACGAGGGGUGCUGGCUGGAGCUGGUGGAGGGCCACGUGCUAGACGGCGUGUUUGGCGGUCUGGACCGCUACCUCAAGGAGAACCGGGUGCGCUUCUCUGCCAUGUUUGAGGCCUUCGACGCCGACCGCAGCGGCACCCUGGAGGCGGAGGAGCUGGCAAAGCUGGUCAAAAAGCUGGUGCCCGGAGUCAGCUCCUCGGAGAUAAAAUACAUCAUGGCGAUCAUUGACUCCAACGAGGAUCGAUCCGUGACGCAGCGCGAAUUUCUGGAGGCUACCCGCAUGUGGGUUGUGGCUGCGCGGCGGGUGGCUGAGGAGCGGCGGGCGGAGGCGGGUGUGGAUAAGGUGCAGGCGGGCGCGUCCGGCGGCACGGCGGCAAUGCUGGAGACCAGCGAGGUCAAGGCCGCGCUGCGGCUGGUGACGGACCACUGUCGAGCCAACCCCGCCGCCGCCCGCGCCGCCUUCCGCCGCCACGUCACAGCCGCCAGCGCCCGGCCCAGCACCAACGGCACGAGCGACGCGGCCCCUGCCGCUGCUGCCGCUGCCCCUGGCGCCGCCGCCGUUGCCUCUGGCGGCGCCGCCGCCGCCGCCAGUGAGGGCCGCUUGGAUCCGCGGGAGCUGGCGCGGCUGCUGCUGGACUGUGUGCCGGGGCUGAGCGAGCAGCAGCUGCGGUUCGUCAUGACGCACAUGAGCCAGCUUGACCUCAAGGGCGACGGCAUGGUGUCCUUUGAUGAGCUGCUCUUCGCCGUGCGGGCCGAGCAGGCGCCCGCACAGCACAAGGCGGCAGACGCCCCCGCCCCCGCCCCUUCGCCUCUGGAGUCACUGUUCAUGCCUCAGGCCGCGCCGGUCGCGGCCAGCAAUGGCGGCGCCAGCAACGGCGCGAGCCACCCUUGGGAGGCCCUGUUUGGAGGUGGCGGUGACGGCGGCAACGGGGCUCCGCCCGCCAACGGCGGUGCCAGCAGCAUUGCUGCCAACGCCGGCCCGCCGCCGCCCGUGCUACUGACGUUAAGUCAGGCGCACAGCAAUUCCGUGAUGGCAGUUGACUACUCCCCAGACGGACGCUUUAUUGCCACCGGCAGUUACGAUGAAAGCGCCGCCGUUUGGGACGCGACCACCGGCGCAUUGCUGGCCCGGCUGCGUACGCCCAACGACACCGCAGCCGCCGACGGCUCGGGCCGCUGCGUCAAGUGCGUCGCCUGGUCACCACGGCCGCUUUCAUCCGUUGCGGCAGCAGCAGGAGUGGCCGCGCCGGAAGCGGCAGCCAGGGGGGCCGCGGGCGCGAUGCCGCUGCUGGCGGUGGGCACGAUCGACGGCGUGGUGCGGGUGUGGGAGCCGCGCAGCGGUACCUGCGUGUCCUCGCUGCGCGGACACACGAACGAGGUGACGGCAGUGGCUUGGGCGCCGCUGGGCCCGGGGCCGGAUGCUACCGCCGCUGCUCCAGACGGGCAAGGGCUGCUGCUGGCGUCUGUGUCACGGGACGGUACCGCUCGCCUCUGGGAGGUGUCUGCACAGGUCCUGGAAAGCGCGGCCGCGGCCGCGGCUGCGGUCGCGGCCGCAGCACCAGUACCAACCAACCCAAGCGAAUCGGGGACAGAAGCUGAUGCGGAGCAAGCGAGGCGCGAUGCGGAGCAGCAGCCGGCGGGGGAGCUGCAGGCAGUCGCGGUGAGCCGCUGCGGCGGCGUCAUCGCCACUGGCGGACAAGACCGCCGCCUGCGGCUGUGGGACGUCGCCUCCGGCCGGCUGCUACACCUGUUGGAACGGCCCUGGAGCAGCUCCAUCGCCUGCGUCGCCUUCGCGCCGGACGGUCGCACGGUCGCCGCGGGGCAUGAUGACGCAACGGUUCGGGUGUGGCGUGUUGGUGACGGUACCGUGUUGAGUGAGGUGGAGCACCGCGGCAGGGAGGUGCGCGGGCUGGCGUACUCGUCCGACGGCGCCACGCUGGCGGCCGUGUGCAAAGGCAACCGCAUCUCACUGUGGCGCGUCGCGGCGGCGGGCGCGGCUGCUACUGGUGCUGGUGACGGAGGUGAGCUGCCAGCUGGCGCCGUGGGGGCGAAGGCUCUGGCACUGAUCAGCACUGCGGGGGACUACGCCACAGCCUACAGCGCCGUGGCGUGGAGCCCGUGCGGCACGCGCCUGUACUGCAGCAACUACGACGGUGACGUACACGAGAUUGACGUGGCGGCGCGAACCUGUACGGCAAAUUUGUCGUGCAACAAGAGCGGCCUGCCUUGGGUGACGGGCGUGGCGGCGUCGGGUGACGGGCGGUGGGUGGCGGCGGCGGUGCGGGAGGCGGGGCUGGUGGUGUUUGAUGCCGCGAGCCGGGAGCGUGUAGACGUGGCGGCGGUUGAUGAUCCCGGCACCACGUUUUGUGUGGCAUUCAGUCGGGAUUCGAGGAUGCUCCUGACGGCGGGAAGUGAGGGCGUGGCGGUGUGGGAGUGCUGCGCGGAAGGCAAGGCUGGGGCCGGCGGUGGUGUUGGGGCGGUGGUGGGCGUGUGCUGGCGGCGGCGGGCGCAGCUCAAGGGGCACGUGCGCAGCGUGCUGAGCGCUAGCUGGGGGGCGGACAGCCGCCGGGUUGUGAGCGCCGGCGUUGAUGGCGCAGUGCGGGUGUGGGAGCAGUUGCCGACGGCGGGGCCAACAAGAUAAGGUCAGGGCUGUGAAUGCAUGAUGCACGCACGUACAUGCAUGGGUGGGACGUGAGUUGACGACCACAACAUUGUGACUGUUGUUCUGUGCACGGCACCGGGGAGUUGCGGUUUGUGU